This is a messenger RNA of Fusarium tjaetaba, 1455 nucleotides long. RefSeq names its product immune-responsive 1. Gene Ontology annotation, molecular function: lyase activity. The coding region runs from base 1 to 1455 and encodes 484 amino acids. The record is from RefSeq and is a predicted model, not a curated record. NCBI's taxonomy places the organism in Eukaryota, Fungi, Ascomycota, Sordariomycetes, Hypocreales, Nectriaceae. The transcript has a single exon.
AUGAGUGAACCAGAACCAAAGUCAUCAAGCCCGACGGUGCAACUGUCACAAUGGGUUUCAAAGCUGAACCUGGAUGACAUCCCGGACCGAGUGCGUACUCGAGCAAAAUACCUAAUUCUCGAUGGGCUGGCGUGCGCAUUCGUCGGAUCUCAUCUACCUUGGUCUGAGACGGCAGCGCAGGCGAUCCUCAACCUGGAGCCAACACAGGGAGACGCCUCGCUCAUCGGGUGGGGAGGACGCAAAGUUACCGCUCUCACUGCCGCGCUUCUAAAUGGAACCUUUAUCCAGGGUUUCGAGCUGGACGACUGGCACAGCGAGGCUCCCCUUCAUUCGAACAGCAUCAUUCUGCCAGCUCUGCUUGCCGCUGCAGAACAAGCCAAUGCACAAGCUUCCCGCUUCACAACCUCCGGACAAGACUUGCUUCUCGCGACUAUUGCAGGCUACGAGACAGGGCCACGUGUAGGCCGUUCUCUCUGGGGUACACAUGUUCUCUCAUCAGGCUGGCAUUCUGGAGCAGUCUUCGGACCUGCUGCUGCCGCCGCCAGCGUCAGCAAGCUUUACGGGCUCGAUGCGGAGACGAUCGAGGAUGCUUUUGGGAUAGCAUGUACCCAGUCAUGUGGUCUCAUGUCUGCCCAGUUCGAGAGCGACGUAAAGCGCAUGCACCAUGGGUUUGCAGCACGGAACGGUCUUCUGGCUGCUGUCUUGGCACAAGGCGGCUAUGUUGGUAUCAAGAAAGUCUUUGAGCGCGAGUACGGAGGCUUCUUGAAACAAUUCAGUUCUGGAAAUGGAAAGCAACCUCAAUACCGACUGGAGGAGUUGACGAGCGAGCUGGGAACCAAGUGGCAGACCGAAGGCAUAAGGAUCAAGCCGUACGCAGCGAUGGCAGGCACACAUCCUAGCAUUGACUGUAUCCGCCAUCUCCAGGAGCAACAUCCCGAUAGGCUGAAGAGGUUCGACGAGAUAAAGAAGAUCGACAUCCUUCUUGGCGAAGCUGCUUUCCAUCACGGAGGCUGGAAAGCCGUUAAACCUCUUACAGCAACGGGAGCUCAGAUGAGCAACUCGUUCACGGCUGCCACACAAAUUGUUCAUGGACAAGUUUUGAUGCCACAGUUUACCCCUGAAAUGCUCGUUGAUAAGGAUGUUUGGAGACUUGUCGAUCUCACCGAGUGUAAGCUCCAUAUUACUGAUGGCGACUCAAUCGGCUGUCAAGAAGUGAGGAUUAUGUUUGAAGACGGGACGGUCCUACAUCACGGUGUGCCGAAUGCAUUCGGCGUGGAUCCACCCCUGUCUAAUGAAGAUAUAGUGGACAAAUGGAGGCAACUAACCAAAGGCAUUGUUGAGAAUGAAGUUGUAGCAAAGAUUGAGGAGAUAGUGUUGUCUUUGGAGGAGCAGGAUGAUCUUGUAAUGCUUUUUGAGCUCAUCCGUGAAACAUCGAAGAAUCCGCUGGCCAGAUAG